Messenger RNA from Mangifera indica (mango), 2866 nucleotides. Its product is annotated as alpha-galactosidase-like. The transcript is spliced from 13 exons. The record is from RefSeq and is a predicted model, not a curated record. Gene Ontology annotation, molecular function: hydrolase activity, hydrolyzing O-glycosyl compounds. Gene Ontology annotation, biological process: carbohydrate metabolic process. NCBI's taxonomy places the organism in Eukaryota, Viridiplantae, Streptophyta, Magnoliopsida, Sapindales, Anacardiaceae. Bases 608 to 2602 code for a protein of 664 amino acids.
UUUACUCAAUCGUAAUUUGAUUAAUCAGUAAUUUAAUAACGAGUUCUAUUAAAUAUUGAUCAUAAUGUGUUAUUUCUUCGUACCUUUACUGUAAGGUCUCUCCUUCCAAUUGAAUUUUUCUUUUGUCCGUACAAAUGGAGAAGUUCAUAAUAUUAGGAGUUAUGAGACCUCUCUUUUACUGUUGCACCAGCCUCGUCAAACUUUUGCGGGAUUGUUACCAAAAAGCAUCUGUGUUUUCAGAUCCAACAAUUUUUCUGCUUAAGUUAAUCCUAGAGUCAACUCCACCAGAAAUGGAGGGCAAAAGUUCGGAUAGCCUUAUUUUGUGUAUCAGUUCUCAAUUUAGUGAACUUAUAAACAACAAUGUCAGUAGCAUACCAUUAUUAUAAAAAUUAGCUUCCGUUUUCUUUUCUCUGUAUUUAGUGUUAGCAAACCACUUUCUUUUCUUUUUUUCCUUUUUUAAGUGUAAACAUGAAGAUCUUUGUAUUGAGCUCCCUGUGCUUCUGCUAUAUCAUCAGUCUUUCUCUUUACAGGUCUUUUUCCCCUCUUAUUACGUGAGAACAUUCGAAGAGAGCCUGUUUAAUAUUCAUUAAAUUGUUUUAAUUUAUUGAUGAUUAUCAGUAAAAUAAAACAUAUAAAUAGAUUUGACGUAGAAUGGAGAAAUUUGCCAAUAAUUAAUUUAUAUAUUUAUACACAAUCUCUGAUACCAAUGUUCCAGCAAAAAUGUUGUGUUUUGGCAUUCAGGGUAUCAUCUCUAGAAGCACAACAAGCUUCUUUACCGCCAAGGGGUUGGAACUCUUAUGAUGCCUUUAUCUGGACCAUAUCAGAGCAAGAGUUUUUGGAAACUGCUGAUAUUGUUUCUAAGCUUCUAAAACCUCAUGGAUACGAGUACGUUGUGUUGGAUUAUCUCUGGUAUAGAAAGAAUGUCCCAGGUGCCAAUGUGGAUUCUCUUGGAUUUGAUUUGAUUGAUGAGUGGGGAAGGAUGGUUCCAGAUCCGGAUAGAUGGCCUUCAUCCACAGGGGGAAAAGGGCUCACUGAAGUAGCCAAGAAAGUGCAUGAUAUGGGUUUAAAAUUUGGGAUCCAUAUCAUGAAAGGAUUAAGCACACAAGCAUACACUGCAAACACCCCAAUCUUGGAUGUUGACAAGGGAAGUGCUUUUGUGGAUCAAUCAGGCAAACUUUGGCGAGCACAAGAUAUAGGAUUCCAGGACAGGACUUGUAAAUGGAUGCCACAUGGGUUUAUGAGUAUAAAUGCCACUUCAGAUGCUGGAAAAGCUUUCUUGAAGUCACUGUAUAAAGAUUAUAUUGACUGGGGUGUUGAUUUUAUAAAACUUGACUGUGUAUUUGGUGAUGACUUUGACAAAGAUGAGAUAGUCUAUGUUUCAGAACUUCUUAACGAGGUCAAUCGCCCACUGGUUUUUUCUUUGUCUCCUGGAGCCAAUGCUACAACAGCAAUGGCCACAGAAAUAAGUGAAGUAGUAAACAUGUACCGGAUUACUGGCGAUGACUGGGAUGAUUGGGAAGACCUUGUAUCCCAUUUUGAUAUUUCAAGGGAUUUCUCUGCUGCUAAUUUGAUUGGUAGCAAGGGCUUGCGGGGGAUGUCAUGGCCUGACAUGGAUAUGCUACCACUGGGGUGGCUUUCUGAACCAGCUACGAAUGAAGGUCCGCACAGAGCUUGUAGACUUACUUUCGAUGAGCAAAAAACUCAGCUAACUUUGUGGGCUAUGGCCAAGUCUCCUCUCAUGUUUGGAGGUGAUGUAAGGAAACUUGAUGAUAUUACAUAUGGUCUGAUUACAAAUCCUACUGUGCUGGAGAUAAACCAUUAUAGCUCAAACAAUAAGGAGUUUACUGAUAUUCUUGGACUACCAAUAAGUACCACUACUAACAAUGAUAGUACCAAUACUACUGCAAGCAAUAUUGCCACCGCACCGAAAGCAAAACCUAUUUUCCAUCUCAUCAGUUGCCAGGAACCCAAAGCACAGGGUUGGACCACUACAACUGAUCAGAGUCAAGGAAAAAUUUGCUGGAAAGGGAACUCAGGAAGCAACUUCAAAGAAGAUAUAUGCCUAUAUCCGAGGAGAUUACCUUUAACUGCUAUGAAUAACGAGCAAAUCUCUGCACAACAUUAUCAGUUAUCAGCAUUUAAUUCAUUAGCAAGUGAAGGGAUUGGAGUCUGCUUGGAUGCUCGUCCAAAGCGACAUCGUGCAUCAAAAUUAUCUGGAAAAAAUUCAUUAUCCAAGUGCAGAGAAGAUGCCCUCCAGAUGUGGGAGUUGAAUUCUAGUGGUGCCCUCGUAAACAAGUAUUCUGGUCAUUGUGCAGCAGUGAAUUUAGUUGAAGCUGAAGGAGUUGCUGAUGGAAUUCAUUCUAGGAUUGCAACUGGAAGAAAAGGAGAAAUAUAUGUGGCAUUUUUCAACCUGAAUUCUGAUAGGACGGCAAUAUCUACCAAAAUUUCAGACCUGGCAAAGGCACUUCCAGGGAAAAUCUUGAAUACAGGUUUAUGCCGGGGCCAAGAAGUUUGGAGUGGAAAAGACUUCGGGGUAUUGAAAGAUUCAAUGUUGAUAGAAGUAGAGGCGCACGGAACUGCACUAUUGGUUCUGAAUUGUUGAGGGGAAUCACAACACUAGAGUUAUCAGCCACUGAUUCACACCGCCAUCUCAAUGAUAUUUGAGGCUUUAGGUGAAGAUUUUAUAGGAAUCUUUCUUCUUUGUUUUAAAAGAAAUAAUUAUUUUUACAUUUUUUCUUAGAAAACAUUCAGAUUAAAAAUUAAUUCCUGGAAAUUUGAAUGAAACUCUUUUAGUGACUAUAAAAAAUCUCAUUGAUCUGUUUUGUAAAACUACUAGAACAACAACUAUGAGAAUUUAUUAUCAGCU